AUGAGAAGCAAAAUACUUUCUUUACGAUCUGCCAACGCCGAUUCUUGCUACCUUGGCAAUUCACGUAGCCAAACAACCAGGGAAAUGGGGAACUAUGAUCCAUUCGCAAACUUCGGUUUCCCAAAAAGGGACAACUACUCCAUCUCCCACUGGCUACAAUCGGUGCAGGGUGAUCCUUUACUGGAUCAUCGGACAACACCAGACCUGCCGACGUCUACAGAUAUUGUGAUCAUUGGAUCAGGAAUGUCGGGAACAGUGGUUGCCAAAGGCGUUUCGGAAACCUGGCCAGAAAAGAAAGUAGUCGUUGUUGAGGCCCGUUUGUUCUGCUCCGGUGCUACUGGUCGCAAUGCUGGCCACUGCAAACCUGACCAGUGGCGAGGAUUCAUAGAGUACGAGAACAAGUUUGGUACUCAGCAGGCGCUCAAGAUUCUGCAAAAUGAGCAACAGACAUGGUCGGAAGUAGUGAAAUACAUAACCGAAAACAAUGUCGACUGCGAGCAUUGGACCGGUGACACACUGGAUGUCCCCAUUACGCCCGAGGCCGCAGAGAGCGCAAAGAGAAUAUAUGAGAGUUACAAGGCAGCGGGCGGCAAAGUGGAACAUAUCAAAGUUACAUACGACCCAGAAAGAGCAGCAGAGAUAUCGCAAAUCAAAGACGCACAAGCAUGUUAUGCGUGGCCGGCAUCAACGCUGCAUCCUUGGAAGCUUGCAGCACAUAUUAUGCGUCAAAAUGUCAAAAGAGGUGUAAACCUCCAAACAAACACAAGAGCUGUCAAGGUCGUCCGUUCUAGAGACAGGUGGAUCGUCAAAACCGAACGUGGUGAUAUUGAGUGUUCGGAGGUUGUCCACGCAUCCAAUGCUUAUAGCUCUGCAGUUGAACCAUCCUUGCGGGGGUUAAUCACUCCAUUUCCUCACAUGUGCAACAAGGUAAUUCCUCCCAAGGAUAGUGAGGACUUCUCAGGCUUGAAGAACUCGUACGGAGUUUUACUUCCUCAAGAGGGCUUGUUCAGUAUUAAUCCCCGUAUCAAUGGAGACGGUGCGGUUCUUUUCGGCGGUCAUAACCCAGGCCAAGAUGAGUUUACGAGGUGGCUAGAGAAGCACCCACAUCGCUACACUGACGAUGGCUUGACUGGAUUUCACUCUAUCAACAAGGCUGUCUACGAAUUUGCAGUCACAGAACUGAAAACAUGGCCAACACAAGUAGAAGCUUAUGAAAAUGCUUGGAGCGGUAUCCUUGGACUUGUAGGUGCUUCUCUUGAUGUGAAAAUGCUCGAAUGUGGUCUGAUUUCAAAGCAGACUGAAGACGGACUGCCGUUUGUUGGGCAAUUGCCUGGGCUUCCCGGACAGUGGAUUUGUGCCGGACACAACGGACAUGGAAUGGCCCGUAUCUUCACUGCAGCGUCCGGCUUGGUCAAAUUGAUGGGUGGGAGCUCUUGGACAGACACGCAGCUGCCAGAAGUUUUCCAGAUAACCGAAGCAAGGGUAGAACGCCUGAGAAAGCUUUUGAGACCAUCACCGCCGGUUCUAGUUCGUCUCUGA
Molecule: messenger RNA, 1539 nt
Organism: Talaromyces atroroseus
Lineage: Eukaryota; Fungi; Ascomycota; Eurotiomycetes; Eurotiales; Trichocomaceae
Exons: 5
Coding region: 1-1539 (512 amino acids)
Cellular component (GO): cytoplasm
Molecular function (GO): oxidoreductase activity
Source: RefSeq, a predicted model, not a curated record